Messenger RNA from Triplophysa dalaica, 3512 nucleotides. Its product is annotated as serine/threonine-protein kinase PAK 6. Lineage: Eukaryota; Metazoa; Chordata; Actinopteri; Cypriniformes; Nemacheilidae. The record is from RefSeq and is a predicted model, not a curated record. Gene Ontology annotation, molecular function: protein serine/threonine kinase activity; ATP binding. Gene Ontology annotation, biological process: protein phosphorylation. The transcript has 9 exons. Bases 299 to 2362 code for a protein of 687 amino acids.
UCAUCUCCUUUAGAUGUGGAGUGUAGCGUGUUUUCAUCAUGGCUUCACAGCACUACAGCUAUCGAGCUCCGCCGGGAGAUCAGAUGGCCUUUGAGCAGAACGUCUCAUCUCCAGCACAACAGCUCUGAGAUGGACGUGCAUGCGUGCAGCUGCAGGCAGAAAUGCAUUGGGCUCUCUCAGGCGAACGGCAGCCUGCAGUGGGAGGUUAACUGAGCGUGUGUGUGUGUGUUAAUUCAAUCCCACAAAGCCUCUUCCUGGCAGGAACACAACGGCAAGCUCUCGGCUGUAGGGCCUGAAAAUGUUUCACAAGAAGAAGAAGAAGAGGCCGGAGAUUUCUGCUCCGAAGAACUUUGAGCAUCGUGUUCACACCUCUUUCGAUAUCAAGCGAGGGGUCUUCGUCGGCCUUCCAACACAAUGGCAGAGUUUAAUAGAGAACCUCCGCAGACCCAAACCCAUGGUGGACCCGUCCCGAAUAACACCAGUGGAGCUCAAACCAAAGAAGACCAUCGUGCGAGGCAGUAUGAUUGGCCACGGGGACUACAUCUCAGCCAUGCUGUCGGACAUGAGCCGCCUGUCCGUGACCAGCUCCAAUUCCCUGCGCAAGAGCAGCCCGUCGGCACGCAAGAGAGCGCAGUCGCUCGGUCGUCUGGGGGAGGUCAAUGAGGGCGAGGUGUAUCAGUAUGAGGGUCUGGAGCCCUCUCACGAUGAGCCCGAGUCCCGCUGGCCCGACAGGUCACGAAACAUCCACAGCGAGAGCGGAACGCCGUUCAUGGGUCUGAAGAAAAGCAUCACGCUGCAGCCCAACGGCGUCCUGCCCCGCGCAAAGUCCACUUAUGAGGUCAGCAACAGGUCUUUGGAGGGACCCCCGCCUCCUCCUCCGGCUCUUCCGGCCCCCCCGCCGCCCCCCAUACACUUCCCGGAGCCUCCCCGGUCCACGUAUCUGGGAGGAGAUGUGGGAAGUCCUACGGAGAGACUCAUGAUGAGGAGAGAGUUCCCCAUUGUGUUCUCACACAACCACAGACCCAUUUCAUGUUUCUAUAGCCCUACGAUGCCCAUGCAUCAACCGCACGGAGAACCCGAUGUGAGGACUUCAAACCGACUACUGGUGCAUCCUCAAAACAGCCCUGGAAGACCGUUCUCCUCAUACGACCUGAAGGCCGAGGCAGUCAUGAGACAUAUGCACAGUGGCACCAACAGUCCUCUCGUGAGACCUCACCAAAGCAUCCGCUCCUCCUCAAGCUACACCAUCGGCCUCUCACCUAACAUCAGUUACCGGCCCGCCGGCCCCGACCCCUUCAUGAGACAUUCCGGCUGUCCCAACCCAGGACUCUACCCCAGACAGGACAGCCCGUCCCAACCCCGCCCCUCACCCACCGGCUCCCUGGCCAACAGCCCCCCGGGGACCUGUUCCCCCGCGUUCAGAGCCCCUCUGCACCCGUCGCCGCGCCCCCCUCCCGACCCCCCUAAAGUCACCCACCAGCAGUUCAAAGCAGCGCUGCAGAUGGUGGUGGAUAAAGGAGACCCACGCUCAUACCUGGAGAACUUCGUGAAGAUCGGAGAGGGCUCGACAGGUGUGGUGUGCAUCGCUCGCGAGAAACACAGCGGACGGGUGGUGGCAGUCAAAAUGAUGGACCUCAGAAGACAACAGAGACGAGAACUUCUCUUCAAUGAGGUCGUGAUCAUGAGGGAUUAUCAGCACAGGAAUGUGGUGGAGAUGUUCAAGAGCGCUCUUGUGGAGGAGGAACUCUGGGUCAUCAUGGAAUAUCUACAGGGAGGAGCUUUAACAAACAUCGUCUCUGAAACCAGACUGAGUGAAGAACAGAUCGCUACGGUGUGUGAGGCCGUCCUGCAGGCGCUGGCGUAUCUCCACUCACAGGGCGUCAUUCACAGAGACAUCAAGAGUGAUUCAAUACUGCUCUCACUCGACGGCAGGAUCAAGCUGUCAGACUUUGGGUUUUGUGCCCAGAUCAGUAAAGAUAUUCCUAAGAGGAAGUCAUUGGUGGGAACGCCAUACUGGAUGGCACCUGAGGUCAUCUCAAAAUCACCGUAUGGCACCGAGGUGGAUGUUUGGUCUCUGGGGAUCAUGGUGGUGGAGAUGGUUGAUGGAGAACCGCCGUAUUUCAGCGAAACACCCGUGGCUGCCAUGAAGAGGCUUCGAGACGAGCUGGCACCCACCGUACGCAACCUUCAUCAGGUGUCCCCUGUGCUGAAGGAUUUCCUGGACCGGAUGUUGACUCGAGAUCCGAUGGAACGAGCGAGUGCCACAGAUCUUCUGGAGCAUCCUUUCCUCCUGCAGGCCAGCUCUCCUCAGUGUCUGGUGCCUCUAGUGGAACAGUACCGCAAGCGCAUGUCUCGCUGCUGAAGAUUCUCCCUCGCGCCGGCGCUGACCGUUUCACUCGAGACCCCGGGGGGCUUCUCACCGUGUUAGAUGCUCUGAAGAGCGGAAAAUAACCAGUGGUGGAGCACUUUUAUCCCGUGAAAAGCAUCUUUUUUCCCUAAGGGGUCAGAAUAUGGUCGAGACGUGAACUCCACACAGACUUGGGUUAUCGGUGCUUAAACGGUGGCGGAUUUUAAGAGGAAAUGUACACACAUUCUCGGCCCCUACAUGAGCACUCCACAUAUCCAAAAACGUGACUGUUUUGGAAAACGAAAACUGAAGGAAACUUUCAGAGUGAACUUGAAGGAAUCAUCAGCAUUUUUCCACAAAAAGCUGGCGGUCCCUCAGUACCGGCUCGCAUGUAUUGUCGCUCCAAGCUUGAAUUUUGUUGGCAAACGCUGAAAACAAAUGAUGUCAUGAUUCGUCAGUACUGACAGGUGCAGCUGUUUUUAAUGAGCCGUGUAACCAACUGUACAUAUUUUAAUGACCUAUUUAUUAUUUUUGCAAUGGAUUGACAUGAGCACCUGCUUUUGGAAAGGGUGCCGUGAGCGGACUUGUAAACCAUGUAAAUUUUGCAUCUGAGCUAAAGAGGGUUUUUCUUCAAACUCAGUCACAGUGAGCGUCAGAAGAACUAAUAAUGUACAUAAACUGUAAAUGUUUUGGUUUACAUUGUUCAUUAUGAAAGAUGAAAGUUUUAUUUAAUGUGUGUUUAGAUGCAACAUUCAUGGUGGUAUUUCUGUAUACAGUUGUGCUGUGAUGCUCCCAGAAUUGAGAGAGAGAGAGAGAGAGAGAGAGAGAGAGAGAAUUGUUCUGUCAGUGUGAUUUUUAAUUCUUGGUUGAUCUUCAUAUUUCAAACAGGUCAUACACUCCUAAAAAGAAAGGUGUUAGGAAGGGCUCUUUCCAGCGAUGCCAUAGAAGAGCCAUUUUUGGUACCCCAAAGAGUCACAGCUUCAAUUCUUUUACAUUCUGUAUAGUCUGCAGAGACGUUUUCCACCACAGAGAACCUUUAUUGAAACAGAAUGUUAAAGCUUGUUUGAGAUCAUACAGCUUGACAAAUAACUAUUUGAGAACCUUUAUUUUCAGGAGUGCAGCAGAACAUCUAUAACAGUGUUUUAUAAAUGAAAGAAGAGUUCAC